UGACUUCUGUUUUUGUUCGCAAGUUAUCAAAUAGACUACGACUAGAGACUACUUUCUUUUCAUUUUCCGGUCAAUUUAUUAAAAAUAUAUUAAAAUACUAUUAAAAUAAUAUAAUUUAUAAUGCUGAGAAACGCAACGAAAAACCUAAUUACUUCAUUCAGUAAAACAACAACACCAAUUCAAUGGAACCUCAACAAGAACAUCUCAACCACACAAACCAAACAGCAAUUCCUGAUACCAAUGGUAGUUGAACAGACGGGACGAGGCGAACGAGCCUAUGAUAUAUUCUCAAGACUCUUAAAAGAACGAAUUGUCUGUCUAAUGGGUCCAAUCCACGAUGGAGUAAGCUCUUUAAUUGUCGCCCAAUUACUUUUCUUACAGUCUGAAGAUUUAAAUAAACCAAUUCAUUUGUAUAUUAAUUCUCCUGGUGGCCAAGUAACUGCUGGAUUAGCCAUUUAUGAUACAAUGCAAUAUGUGAAGCCUCCAAUUGCAACUUGGUGUAUUGGACAAGCUUCUUCGAUGGGUUCGCUUUUACUUGCCGCAGGUGAGCCAGGAAUGCGAUAUUCUCUGCCAAACUCUAGAAUUAUGAUCCAUCAACCAUCUGGUGGUGCUCAGGGUCAAGCUACAGAUAUUCAAAUUCAAGCAGAAGAAAUUAUCAAACUUAAACAUCAACUUACACGCAUUUAUGUUAAACACACACACCAAAGUUUCGAGUCGCUGAUGGAUAAGAUGGAACGUGACAAGUUCAUGUCCCCAGAGGAAGCUAAAGAACUGGGGAUUGUUGAUCAUGUUCUGGAGCAUCCACCAGCAGUGGGAGAAGUAACUGACAAGAAGCUUACACCGGAGGAACAAGCUGAGAAGGACAAAGGUGAUGAGAUCAUUAUUUAAACCAACGACCGUGUUUUGUGAUUAUAUAUGAUGAAUGUGAAUUUUGUUGUUAGUUUUUAGACAAUAAAAUUGAUUUUUAUUUA
Molecule: messenger RNA, 971 nt
Organism: Episyrphus balteatus (marmalade hoverfly)
Lineage: Eukaryota; Metazoa; Arthropoda; Insecta; Diptera; Syrphidae
Gene: ClpP
Product: ATP-dependent Clp protease proteolytic subunit
Exons: 5
Coding region: 121-888 (255 amino acids)
Biological process (GO): protein quality control for misfolded or incompletely synthesized proteins
Cellular component (GO): endopeptidase Clp complex
Molecular function (GO): ATPase binding; serine-type endopeptidase activity; ATP-dependent peptidase activity
Source: RefSeq, a predicted model, not a curated record